Molecule: messenger RNA, 2376 nt
Organism: Sinocyclocheilus anshuiensis
Lineage: Eukaryota; Metazoa; Chordata; Actinopteri; Cypriniformes; Cyprinidae
Product: RING finger protein 150-like
Exons: 9
Coding region: 225-1511 (428 amino acids)
Source: RefSeq, a predicted model, not a curated record
AAGCUGCUGGGUGACUCGACAUGAUGGUGGACUGCUUUUAUAAGCCACUUUUACAGGACGACGGCGAUGGACAGGUAGAUGUUUUUGUCUGACUGCGCUCUAUUUGUGUUGUGGGGUUGCCAAGUGAUGCCGUAUUCAAGGAUCAUAAUCGUAUACUGAAAAAGAGGCAGGAUAAAGACGUUCCCCGGCGUGGAAACAGUUAGUUUGGGAUCAUUUCUGAAAACAUGGCAAUGUCCCUAACCCAAGCCUGCCGGAGUCUUGCCCUGUCUACAUGGCUGCUGUCGUUUUGCUUCGUGCAUUUGCUGUGUCUGGACUUCACAGUGGCAGAGAAGGAGGAAUGGUACACUGCCUUUGUCAACAUCACUUACCUGGAUCCAAUGCCAGGGGCUUUGUUGACAUCUGAGAUAAAGACAGACAAGAGUGAAUGUGGCAGAUAUGGGGAGCACUCUCCUAAAAGAGAUGCCAGGGGCUUUGUGUUUAUGCCAUCUCUUCUGCAGGACAGACAGGUGUGUGACAGUAACACUAAAUUCCCUCUUCCUCAUCCCAACAUCCCAUGGAUAGCACUGAUAGCCAGAGGAAACUGCACCUACAGGGAGAAGAUAAGACAUGCUGCUGCUCUCAAUGCAUCCGCUGUGGUCAUUUUCAAUGUGGGCUCCAGCAUCUCCAAUGAGACCAUUACUAUGCCACAUCACGGAACCGGCGAUGUGGUGGCUAUCAUGAUUCCUGAGCCCAAAGGUCGUGAGAUCAUGGCCCUGCUGGAGAAGAACAUAACCGUGGCCAUGCACAUCACCAUCGGCACGCGCAACCUGCAGAAAUACGUCAGCCGCACUUCUGUGGUGUUCGUCUCCAUCUCCUUCAUCGUCCUGAUGAUCAUCUCUUUGGCCUGGCUGGUCUUCUACUACAUCCAGCGCUUCCGCUACGCAAACGCACGAGACCGCAACCAGAGACGAUUGGGCGACGCUGCAAAAAAGGCCAUAAGCAAGUUACAAGUACGGACCAUCAGGAAGGGUGACAAGGAAACCGAGUCGGACUUUGAUAACUGCGCAGUGUGCAUCGAAGACUACAAACCUAAUGAUGUUGUCAGGAUACUGCCGUGUUGUCAUGUCUUCCAUAAGAACUGUGUGGACCCUUGGCUACAGGACCACAGAACCUGUCCCAUGUGCAAAAUGAACAUCCUUAAGGCGCUGGGCAUCCCGACCAAUACAGACUGUUCUGAUGACAUCCCUCCUGAUUAUGAGAUGUCCGUCAGCGGGCCGCCCACCAACCCUGUGACAGGGGCUAGUGAGGUCUCAGUGGUCCUGGACCCAGCUGUCAGAACAAUAGGCCUGUCACACAUUUACCAUGAGAUGGACGCCUUCCCGCAGGUUGGAGAGAGCCACCACAUCGCCAGCAGUGAGCACCAGCCCUCCAUGAGCGCUGAUUCAGACACCUCACUCAUCAUGCCAGUGGAGCUCGUCCUGUCCGACGUUGAACUGCAGUCCAAUCCAGAACAGGACGAGGUGAAGUCCUGAAUUGCCAUAAACAGAGCAGGAAUGAAAGAACACGUGCAAUAGCAGCACAGGUGUGCAACCUCCUUUUUUGACCUCAUGGUCUCCAUCACUGCAAAAAUAGCUUGCUUGUCCUCGUCCUCUGGCUGUAUUGCACCCAAUGUCUUCUGUCCCGAGUUUGUGUUACCAGACUGGAAAAUCCAUAUGGUCCUGCGAAGGAUGUUUACGCUUUUAUUUUGGAAAAUUUUGACUGUUUCAACUUCCCUAUGGGAUCACUGCCAGUAUACACCAGGAUAUUGCAAAAUGAAUAUACGUAAUGCUUCGAUGAAUGCGCCGUACAUUUGCUUUGAGUGUCUAAAGCGGUUUGCGUGUGCUCUAACCAGCAGUUCAUAUGGUCCAGUGUCAGAUGCUCCUUGUGAAGUAUCACCAGUUCUUAUCGUAUGCAGGACGCUAUUCUUGCAUCUUCAGAUAUGUGAUGUGUCAAGUCACGCCACAGUGAACCCAGAAACCCAGCUCAGCUCUGUGUUUCAGCAGCCGUAUCCAGUGACAGUGUGUCACGGCAGUGUUUGUGAAUCAUAAUGCCACGAAAGCAGAUACUUUCCACUCAUUUUGUCUUGACUAAGCGCUGUCAUCUAUUCCGCUAGGCCACAUGCACACUGCUAAAUACAGUCUCACUCUGGUUUGUUAUUUAUGAGAGUGACAAUUGCAUUCAGAUUCAACCAAAUUCAAAGCUGCGUGCAUGUCAUGUUCCAAUUAACUUGGAAAUGUAUUAAUUGCAAUUUGGAAUGUCAAAAAUAACUACAGGCCCAUUCACAACCAAAAUGAUAACUAUUAGUGAUGCACCAAAAUGAGUUUUUUACAGGAAGCCUGAAGCAAAAAGUUUUAUUUA